Molecule: messenger RNA, 420 nt
Organism: Candidula unifasciata
Lineage: Eukaryota; Metazoa; Mollusca; Gastropoda; Stylommatophora; Geomitridae
Source: the annotation of a GenBank genome assembly
AUGUCAGCUCCAGGUAUCAAAUUUAACUCCAUGGCUGGAGAGUUUGUUACUCGUCGUUAUGGCAACCACUACUACUGUAAAGCAAGAAACAUCACUCUGGAGCUGACUUACCAGUACGAAGAAGUCCUCAGACACUGUGAUGUAGUUGUCAUGCCAACUCUGCCACACACUGCUACAGACUUUCCACAGACCAGAGACUCGGAAGCAGACUCCCUUAAAGCGUACCUGGAGGAAAGCACAGAUCUUCUCAUUAACACAGCAGCAGCCAGUCUCACUGGACAUCCAGCCUUGACGCUACCCCUUGGCCAGCACAGAGAUGGAAGUGCAGACAGCCUCAUGAUUGUGGGCCGCAAAUAUGAGGAGCUGACAGUACUGCAGGUUGCCAGGGCUUUGGAGAAAAUUAUUCAAGCCAGAAAUUGA